Messenger RNA from Porites evermanni, 6042 nucleotides. The record is from the annotation of a GenBank genome assembly. Lineage: Eukaryota; Metazoa; Cnidaria; Anthozoa; Scleractinia; Poritidae.
AUGUUUAACUUUUUUUAUUCCAUAGUGCAAAACGAGGUAUAUAAGCAAAAAAAGACACAAAACAGCGGAGAAGAUGAACGGCACUCCAGUGAAAGAACAGUAUCUGAGGCCUCCUUUAAUGCCGGCGUGAAUACUCAAGAAUUAGAGGAGAAGAUCAAAAAGCUCCACGAGGAAUUCCCUCGUUCGCCGAGAGUGCUCAUUAAGAAGACUCUUUGUAGUGAUGACGUUCAGUGUGAUCUUGUGAAAGCCAAAAGACGGCUACAGGAAUUUUCACAAAUAGACGAUCCAUCUCUCAAGAGUCCUGUGGCAAGUGAGUUCAUCUCAGACAACUCAAACAGAGAUUUGCAGAUGAGCAAAGGGAAACCUCAUUCAGGUUUGUAAAUAAUGAAAAAAGUUGCUAUGUAAGUACUGGAGACCAUAUUUUUUAGAUUUAUUGCCCUUAAUGUUUCUGUUCAUUUCCUUAUGAAAAGGACUCUAGCGGAAUUGCACUCCUUCAUCAUUCGGAAAUGUUGCAAUUCGAAUGGAAACAUUUGAUUGACGUCCACGACAACUCAGGUUGCAACCUAGAAAAAAACCUAUCAAGGGAGUGUGUUAUUGGAAACCGCUGUACGUUGUACGAGUAUAUUCCGCAUUUCCUUGUUAGUCGAUAUCUAAGAAUGAAAAAGUAGCACGGGUAGUAUAAAGUUAACCUGAAGAAAAUCUAGAGCAACAUAAGAUAACGACUCGGUCGAACUCUGGCUUUAAGUUGCCAGGAGUUGUGUCCAACGAACCGUGUAUACAAGCUCGGAUAUUAUUCAUUAUUUUUAGUUAGAAUAGUUCAGCUCGCUCGAACAAUAUUUUGCCAGUAGCGACCAAAGAACAAUAUGCACAGAUUAUCUUGAUGUUGGUCUUCUGGGAAGAGGUGCAUGUGUUGCUGUUGAAAAGGAUGUUAUGCGUUUUAAUCUUUGUAUUUUUAUCGUGUUCCGGGCUCCUAGCUGGCUAACUUUUUUUAUUCCAUAGUGCAAAACGAGGUAUAUAGGCACAAAAACAUACAAAACAGCGGAGAAGAUGAACGGCACUCCAGUGAAAGAACAGUAACUGAGGCCUCCUCUAAUGUCAGCAUGAAUUCUCAAGAAUUAGAGGAUAAGAUCAGAAAGCUCCAGGAGGAAUUCCCUCGUUCACCGAGAGUGCUCAUUAAGAAGACUCUUUGUAGUGAUGACGUUCAGUGUGAUCUUGUGAAAGCCAAAAAACGGUUACAGGAAUUUUCACAAAUAGACGAUCCAUCCCUCAAGAGUCCUGUGGCAACUGGGUUCGUCUCAGACAACUCAUACAGAGAUCCACAGAUGGGCAAAGGGAAACCUCAUUCAGGUUUGUAAAUAAUGAACAUAGAACAUAUUUUCAAGAUUUCUCUCCCCUACGAGUUUCUUUCCAUUACCUUAAGCAGAUUCGAGACGUAAUCCAGUCUUGAGUCUCUAUCCAAGGCAGGGAUGAUUGGAGAAGGCGGUAACUGAGCCGACAUUUUCAGAAUCUUGCUCUCUUUAAUUUUCUUCGGCAGCUUUUACACUUCUUACCAUUUCAGAUCUGUUACUCCGAGAUCAUGUUAUGGCAUAUUAUUUGUCACUUUAACUUGAAUUGUAAAUCUCCUGAACGAAAUUCUGUGGAGUUAUGAUAAUUCAAUUGGAACGCCCCUUUGGCAGAAAUUUUGCAUGGUACCAUUUGUUUCAUAUCUAUGGGAUUUAGCAACAAGAAUAUCAUUCUUCUUUUGUGAACUUUGUCUUUAGCCACUGAAAGACGCGAAAUGAUUAACUAAGUAUAUGUAUGUGUAAUCAAAUGGCGACGAGUGAAAUUAGGCAAUAAUUUCACGCGCGUUUUGUCCAAAUCCUAAUAAUUUCCCGAGCCUUCAGGCGAGGGAAAUUAUCAGGAUUUGGACGAAACGCAAGGGAAAUUAUUCCCUAAUUUCACGAGUAUACCAUUUGAUUACCUAUUAAUAUCAUGGGUGACGAAUUACGUUAGCAAUCUUGGAUUUUUGACAUGUUUAUCCUGGAUCGUAUCGAUCGAGAACUCCACUCUGUCAAAUGUUUGGACCCUAAAUUUGGCUUAUAAAGUUCAGAAAUUUUCAGACUUUUUCGGCAAAAUACCUGUUAGAAUCCUUCUUGAUGUUCUCUUGUGUGUUCAGGUUUUGUAAAGCCUCUUUUUGUGCUCUGACAUUUUCAUUCACAGCAUUUUAAAACUUCGUCGCCAUCUUGACACUGAGACGUACGGAAGGGUUGCCAUGGUAAUUUUGUAAUUUCACAUGUGAAAUUACAAAUUAACUCUGAAAUUUCGCGCCAAAAUUAAGGAGUAAUUCGUCACCUAUGAUAUUAACAUGUGUAUUGUGUUUAGCAAUCACCAAAUCAGUGAAUCAAUUAAGUGAUUGGCUAGCUCCCGUAACUCGAAGUAUACUUGGCUGUUCACCAUUUUGGAACGGGAAUCAACUUGGUGGGUCGUUUCGCGACAGUUUCAAAUGAUGACAUUUUAGCUAUUAAUGAAGCACUUGUACCAAAAGAAGAAAAAAUUUCGACGUCUGCACUUGAAAAUUCUUUUCCUUUACAUAAUCUGCCAUUUUUUUAGCUUCCGAGCAGAAUAAAGUCUUAGAAUCCUGAGGAGUUUCUGAACAUGUUCAUCGGUACAAUCUUUUGUUUUUGUAUUGCUUUGUUUGUUAAUUCAGUCGGUCAGUUGAAAUUGACACAAAUGUGACAGUACGUGUGACGUGUGAAAAGAGAAGAUGUCUAUCUUCCGUACCGGACGCUAGACUUCAAGGGAGUUUGAAUGCAGGCACACUAGGAGUGUUCGACACUGCCUCACAGAUCAAAUGACUGCACUGUGCACUUUUUUUUGCUGGCUCGAGGCCGGUUAAAUGCUUCAUUUUCAAACCAUAUAGAUAAUAAUAGUGACUGCUGUGACCUGUGUAAAUUCUGAGUUGUGUACAUUUGUAUAUAGUUUAAGGUGGUAAGAUCAUUAAUUUAAAAAAUCACGGAAUUGAUGGGUGCCAAUACUUAGGAAAGUGUCCCCAAUUUGCUAACUGUUAAGCUAAAUAUAUUGCAACUAAAAUGACGUUGUUAUUAUAAUUAUUAUUAUUAUCACUGUUUUCUCCGACGAAUGAUCCACGUUCUUAGACAUGAUGAAUGUCAUUGGCAUUGACAAAAAGCAGCAACUUUAUAUAAUCAAGAAAUUAAAUGAUGAACAUAGCCAUUAGCGCAACAUAUUACAUCUUUUGGUGUAGAAAUAGGAAUUGGAAUAGCCCAGACUUAUGCAAUUUUGAUUUUCUUUUCUUCUUCGUCUUUCUUUUUUUCGAAUAAUUUAAUCUCAAGCAGCAUUUGUAAAUUGCUUAUACGUAGCGAGAUUUACAAUUGUACAUUCAAAAACACAAAUAAAGCUUCCAUUAUUAUUAUUAUUAUUAUUAUUAUUAUUAUUAUAUAGAGCUAGUGUUUAUUGAAGCAAAGUGUUUUUUUAUAGCAUUGCAAAGGAAGUAUCGGGAACAGAAGUAUCAGGAAAGCGAUGAAAACUCUAAAGAAGAAGAUUAUAAUGAAGGCUAUGGCAGUGAUUAUGAAGUAGAGUGUGGCGGUGAUUGGCAAGAUAAUGAUUGUGCCGACAAUGUGAGAAAUUGGGAUGAUGACGAUGAAAAUGAUUAUGACUAUGAUUAUGAAGAAGAUUAUAACGAUAGUUCUGAUGAUUAUGACGUCGACGAUGUUCUAGAGGAUGGUUACUAUGAUUAUGAAGAAGAUUGCGAAGAAGUUUGUUGUAAUAUUCCAGUGGUUUCACAACUAGGUAACCUCCUUCAUGGUCAAACUUCUAGGGGAAGAAGAGUGGAUUCUAAACUGAUGCUGUUUUCGAACCAAGGUUGGUCUCGUCUUCAAAGCACAGGAGGAUAUAACCCUGUCGAAGACCACUUGCAACUGAAUGGAGGUAAUUAUUACAAAAAUAGGGAUCUCCAGUGUCAGACAUGACUACGUAAUGGUCUGGUAAAUACACCGACGGUUCAGUUAACCUGCACUGUGGGGAAAAAACGGAGACAAACGUAUUACAUGUCGUUACUGUAAUUACUACUUUGAUAAUCUCCUACUUCUGAAGUGGAGAGGCAUGUGGCUCGUUUGCCAUCUCUCCAUCAAGAGGCUCUCUUUUUAUUAUUAACCGCCUGGAAUAAUUAAAUUGGGAAAUAAUGACCUUUUUUAACAUUUUGCGCAAAGGGAAUUCACACUCUCUAUUUUCAUCCUACCCUGGAGAGAGGACCAUGGAUCGACCAUGUUCAACUAUGGUUUUAAGAUUAAAAAAUAAAAGAUUAAGAUAUCAGAAGAGAAGCAUCAACUAUAUAGAAAUGAAAGAUAGUAAAAAAACUUAGACGCGUGCUAAAAUAACGUAACAGAACAACAUGCAGAAAUGUCACAUAUCUGAACUGCUGAUGACUCUGAUUAAGUCAAUCGGUCCUCAUUUUCAAUCGUAAGAAAGAAGAGACACUCCGACCAAAGUAAAUCCAGUUGUACUAAGUAUAAUCUAUACACAAUGCAAGUUUCCACGGCACCCACACAUAAAUUAUUGAUAUGGACCCUUUUUUUUCAGAUAACUUGUCUCCCAGCGGCUGGGCUCCAAUGCCUCUUCACGAAAGGGGAAAUGAAGUUGCUGUUCAUACGGUGAACCUAGCAAGCACUUGUCCUGAGUACCAAGAGGUCGCACAGAGGGUAAGACAGACACUUCCGUCCCAGAAUAUUGUCAGCAUCGCAAGAAUUCAAAAUCCCUUUCUUUACCAGUCUUAUCAACUGCGAAAGCAAAAAAUGAAGAAAGACAAUGGAGGAGAUAACGAACGCCAGCUGUUUCACGGCACAAAUCCAGAUAACGUAACAAAAAUUAACACUCAAGGAUUUGACAGAAGUUUAUCAGGCUCAGCAAAUGGUGAGAAUUCUUAACCUUCACAAAGUGCAAUAGUUACCGUAAAAAGUGUAGAUUGUCCAAUCACAACGUUUUCUGAAAACAAAAGAUUCUCAAGGUUUUUUUCAAACGGACAAAUAAAAUUCAAGUAUUCAACUAAAAACUUUAAAACCGUUUGAAAUUAUCUGACCUCUCAGGAAACAACCCUCAGAUUUAUAAAUGUUAUUGGUCCGUUUGCAAAAAAACUAGGGGAUCUUUUGUUUCAAAAAAGCAUUCAACUACAGUAUACUUGCAAUCUCCAGCGGCGGUUGUCUCUAUGGGUUCAGGAUUAACAAUCAGAGAGGACUAAUCCCGACCAAGUGCUCAAUUGGUCAAUUGGGGGUCAGUAUGCAUCUCGUAAGCAAAAACACUGAAGACACCAAAUUGUAGCUACUGGCUAUCUAAACACUGGAGCAGAAUAAGUGUUCUGGUGACUCAUGAAUGCCAAGCUUAAAAUCAGUCCAUUUAUUUGUUUUUUAGUAGCCUGAGAAACUCCACCUCGGUUGUAGUCUUGCUCCUCAGUGCUAUGAAUAAUCACGACACUUACAACAGGGAUUGUAAUUGCUAGAUAUGAAGCAAUAAUCGAUGACAGACGUAUACGUAUGUGGCAAUAAUAUGAAAUAGACGCAAAGGAGACCAAGCUCAUCAUACAGUCCAUAUGAACUCAAUGAUAUUUUUUCUAGCCAACACUCGGAAAACCUUUUCUCCCGACCCUUGAAAUCUAAGAAACUACUUUAAUAUUUUAGCCUUUACAAUACAGCUGAAUGCGAGUCUUUUUAGGAGACCUUUUAGUGCUGCAGAGCACAUGAAUCACACUAUUAACUCAUUAAUUACGUCAUGAACACUUUUAUAGGAGCUAUUUUUGGCACUGGAGUCUACUUUGCCAGAGAUGCCUCAUAUUCAAGGUGCUAUACUUCAAAUACCAUUGGUGCCAUGUACCUCGCCCGUGUCUUGGUGGGACAGUAUUGCAAAGGCGAUUCAAACAAGAAAAAACCUCCACCAAUAAACCCAAGUCGACCAGAGAUUCUGUUCGACUCUAUGGUGAACGACAUACAGGAUCCUUCAAUUUUUGUUGUAUAUUACGACAAUCAAUGCUACCCAGAAUAUCUUAUUAGAUUUUAA